Messenger RNA from Verruconis gallopava, 1267 nucleotides. RefSeq lists its product as uncharacterized. Gene Ontology annotation, molecular function: gamma-glutamylcyclotransferase activity; glutathione specific gamma-glutamylcyclotransferase activity. The coding region runs from base 164 to 883 and encodes 239 amino acids. NCBI's taxonomy places the organism in Eukaryota, Fungi, Ascomycota, Dothideomycetes, Venturiales, Sympoventuriaceae. The record is from RefSeq and is a predicted model, not a curated record. Gene Ontology annotation, biological process: glutathione catabolic process. The transcript has 6 exons. Gene Ontology annotation, cellular component: cytoplasm.
GUUGCCCAUUCGGCCACAUCGGGAACCACAUCGAUACCCGGCGGACGUCGCUGACCGCAAGAGAAUUCGAUAUCACUGUGAGAAGGCCGCAGAGCCGCUACACAGCGCCGGCGAGCACCGAUAGACUUUGGAACUUUCCUUUUUCUCUAAGAAAAGAAAAAGGAUGUCCUCACCGCAGGAGGAUGACGACUUUUGGCUCUUCGGUUACGGAAGCUUGAUAUGGAAACCGCCUCCGCACUAUGACAAGCGCGUGCCGGGAUACAUCGAAGGGUACGUCCGCCGGUUUUGGCAAGCCAGCGAGGAUCACCGGGGCACGCCGGAGGCGCCCGGCCGCGUCGUGACGCUGAUUGCCCGAGAGCACUAUGACACACUGACCGACCACCACUUCUCCGCGCGCGACGAGCGCGUCUGGGGCGCCGCGUACCACAUCCCCGCGCCGCACGUGGCCGAGGUGAAGGCGUACCUGGACAUCCGGGAGAUCAACGGCUACUCGAUCGAGUACGCGGCGUUUGCGCCGGCGUCGUCGUCGUCGUCGUCGUCGUCGUCGUCGACGGGCAUGACGAAACCGAUCCGCUGCCUCGUCUACAUCGGGCUGCCGAACAACCCGCAGUUCGUCGGCCCGCAGGACCCGCAAGAGCUCGCGCGGCACAUCCUGCGCUCAAAGGGCCCUAGCGGCCAGAACAGGGAGUACCUGUACAACCUUGAGCGGGCUCUCGCGUCGCUGAGCCCGGAGAGCGGCGACGGGCACGUCAGCGACCUUGCGAGCCGGUGCAGGGCGCUCGAGGCAGAAGGGGGCUGGGAGGUUGAGACGGGCGCCGAGCUUGCGCCGCUGCACCGAGUAGGGAGCACGGAGGAGCAGGAAGAGGUCGAGAAGAUUGGGUAAGAUUGUUGCCAAAGCCAAACCAUCGCUUUUUUUUCAUUUUAAGUCGCAAUACUUCCCCUUCUUCUAUCGCGGAGGAGGGUCCGCAGAAUGAUGCCAGGGAAAGAGAAGCAUGAGAGACGAGGAGCAACAAAGGUACAACUACAAGGGCCCGAUUUUGUUUCUCUUUUUUUUUUUCGUUUUCAAGAUAAAGGAAAAAAAGAGCAGAAUUCGUCAAUUUAGACUCCUUUCCGAUGAGGUCGGUGGUUUUCAAAUAUAGACAAGAAAAGACAUGAAACAAAGAAACUGUUGAUAGAAGCAACAUAGAUGCGGCUUACCCACACCAAGGUCUAUCACGAGUUUUGAAAAAAAAAAUAAUGGAACGUCGAAGCAAACUUGAUAAAUGAA